This is a messenger RNA of Spizellomyces punctatus DAOM BR117, 2021 nucleotides long. RefSeq lists its product as uncharacterized. The transcript has 7 exons. Gene Ontology annotation, biological process: oligopeptide transport; transmembrane transport. The record is from RefSeq and is a predicted model, not a curated record. Gene Ontology annotation, molecular function: tripeptide transmembrane transporter activity; dipeptide transmembrane transporter activity. NCBI's taxonomy places the organism in Eukaryota, Fungi, Chytridiomycota, Chytridiomycetes, Spizellomycetales, Spizellomycetaceae. Bases 182 to 1933 code for a protein of 583 amino acids. Gene Ontology annotation, cellular component: fungal-type vacuole; plasma membrane.
CACACUCGCGGAGAUAACAGCUAGCAAAGGUUGAAAUUUCAUGCCUUUUCGUCCACGGGAUCACCGGGACGACGGCGGAUGGAGAUGGAGAUUCCUUUAAAAAGGCGUUGUUGCUUCUUGUCCCCUCCCACUCUCGCACGUCCCUUUGUUUGAGUAGUUGAUCGAGCGGGAACUUGAAAUCAUGGCGGAGACAAAAGAGAGCACUGGGACGCUGGACACGAAGGUCGUAAAGGACCAGGAACACAUUAUGCGCAUUCCGCACGAUGAAGGUUUCCUGCAGUCUACGUUGCCUCGUAUUGCCGGCGUCAUCCCGUUUGCAGCGUGGUUCAUUGUUGUCAACGAAUUUUGCGAACGAUUUGCGUUCUAUGGUGGUUCCCUUACUUUCCAAAACUAUAUUGAAAACCCAGAGCAAACCGCACUUCAGCGGGCCACAUUGGAGCGACAGCCAGGAGCGCUUGACAAGGGACAAUCAACGGCCACAGCUUUGAGCAACUAUUUCAUGUUCUGGGCCUACUUUACUCCUCUCAUUGGCGCCACCGUUGCUGACCAGUAUUGGGGAAAAUACAAAACCAUCCUCACCUUCUCCAUCAUUUACAUGGUCGGAUGGAUCAUCCUCUGCACCUCAUCGAUUCCCAAUGGAUACAUGGAGGAUGGAACCCCAACCUGGGGAGGCUUCGCCUUUCCCGGCUAUGUCAUCUCGAUCACCAUUAUUGGUCUCGGAACUGGCGGCAUCAAAUCGGUCGUCAGCCCAAUGUGUGCGGACCAGAUUCCGAAAGAGUCUUACAUGAUCGAAAAGAAUGGAAAGCAGUACAUUGUUGAUCCUGACCUCACCGUGCAGCAUUUGUACAACUGGUUUUACUGGGCCAUCAACAUUGGAUCUUUGAUUGGACAGACGGUGUGUACAACUUUGGAACGAUCGGCAUUUUGGAAGGCCUAUCUUUUGCCUAGUUGCAUGUUCCUGCUUUCCAUCUGCAUUUUCUAUUCGGGACGAAAGCGUUAUGUACAUGUACCACCUGAAGGAUCCGUGAUCUUGAAGGCGUAUCAAUGUAUUCGGUACAGCCUUGUUAGAAAGCGAAAGUACAAGGCCACGGUUCAACCAAAUUCAAAGAAUUUUGCUUUCCUGGAUUACGCCGACUCUAUACCCGGUGAGACGCAAGAGGAAGUGGCUCAAAGAAAGUGGACGGAUGCGUUCCCUUCAGAAUUGAGGCAGACGCUCAAGGCGUGUUCGAUCUAUCCUUUGUUGACUAUUUACUGGGUAUGCUACUCUCAAAUGACCAACAACCUGAUCUCGCAGGCCAGUCAGAUGCAGCGGCCCAGCUGGAUGUCAAACGACUUGAUCAACAUUAUGGAUCCUCUUAUCUUGGUUCUCAUCAUCCCCAUUUUUGACUAUGGUAUAUACCCGUACCUCUCGCGCAAAAACAUCCACUUUGGAUACAUGAAGCGUAUUUCAAUCGGUUUCUUCCUUGGUGGCGCGUCGAUGGCCGUAGCCGCAAUUGUGCAAAAGAAGAUUUACGAGGCACCCCCCGGAUUUGACCAUCCAGGUGACGUCGCAAAUGAGAUUUCUGUCUGGUGGCAGAUUCCAUCGUAUGUCUUGAUUGCAACUUCUGAAGUGUUUGCCUCCAUUGGCUCGCUUGAGUACUCUUAUACCCAUGCCCCAACGUCUAUGAAAUGUCUCAUCUCAGCCCUUUCCCUGCUCCCCAACGCUGGUGCCGCGUUGAUCGGCAUCUUCCUUUCCCCAGCUGCCAAGGACCCUAACAUGCAUUGGAUGUAUGCCGGAACAGCGAUUGCUGCAGGCAUUUCCACUGUAAUAUUCUACCUACUCUUUAGGAAAUUCGAUGUGGAGGACAAGGAGAUGUUGGACGCGGCAAGAGCGUUGGGAGUACCAAAUCAAAAGACCGCUGCAGAAAAGGCUGAGGCAGAGGAAAGGUUGUAGAUAGUUUUAGUGGCUAGUUUUUCUUGUAUGAUGAAUUGUUUUUAAAGAAAUGAAGCAUUUUGAAAAUAUGAACUUUGUUUGCAACGGA